Messenger RNA from Actinia tenebrosa (Australian red waratah sea anemone), 1623 nucleotides. RefSeq names its product VWFA and cache domain-containing protein 1. Gene Ontology annotation, molecular function: voltage-gated calcium channel activity. Gene Ontology annotation, cellular component: voltage-gated calcium channel complex. NCBI's taxonomy places the organism in Eukaryota, Metazoa, Cnidaria, Anthozoa, Actiniaria, Actiniidae. The record is from RefSeq and is a predicted model, not a curated record.
GUUAUCGCGGCAUCAAAUCUGACUUCACUUACUCCUGGAGACCAGUCAACAAUACCAACUUCGCGGUGUGCGUCGUGGUUGCUAAUGACGAACUCGAUACUAAGGCCAUGGAUAUUCCUAACGCCAACCCUCAGCCAGAUCUGUACCACCGUUACGACAUUGUGAAACAUCUUAAAGUUGGUUCAAUCAUUGAAGACAAACCCAUCGCUUUCUUGAACAAUAUUACCUUCCCUGCGACUUUAUCCCGAUCAAACUACUUUUUAAGUUCUAGUUGUUUCAACGACCCCUACAGAUUCGAAAAUACUCCGGAAACACUUGAAUUCGUCAAGGAGCUGUCUGACUUCGUGGACGGUAAGCGAAGUGUUCCACCAAUGCAGGCGCUAAAGAAAGAAGUGUUGGCGGAUAUACGACUAACGCGAGAAAUCGAACAAUGUUGGAAUCGUAACCCGAUGCGAGUGCUAGGCGCAGAUGCCGCAUGGCGUUACAUCGCUACCAACUCUGGUGCCAUGAGACAGUAUCCAGGAAGACAGACGUACAAUAACAGAUACGACCCUACCACCCGACCCUGGUACCACGCUGCCAAGUCGUACCCAGGCAAGCUCACCUUCUCUGUGCCAUAUUUGGACAAUGGUGGCGCAGGCGUUGUCGUGACAACCAGCCAAACGAUAAGCAGCGUCUCUAUGGUACGAGCUGUCAUGGGGAUAGACUGGAAGAUGAAAAAGAUUAAUGAAAUUGUAACCGGAAGUGRAGCCAUAUGUCAACAUUCUUCCGUCGCCUGCAUAUUGAUUGACCCAAAUGGUUAUGUAGUUUACUCCAAGCAGUUUAUUUUCAAUGGUAAAGUGGAAGGAACCACCCGUUGUGGUAGCUACAUCAUGGUACCCGUCCCUAACACCAACGUGUACCUUAUAGCCCUGGACGGCGGGGACUGCCCUGAUACUACCGUCAAAUGCCGAUCAUGCUCCAAGACCUCGUGUGCAGAUGGGAUAACAAAAGAUCUCUCUACCACCAUUCCUAUAUGUGUGCCAUGCGUGUGUAGCGUGCGGUACAACCCAUGUGCAUUACAUUAUUAUCAGUCACCCAAUGCAGCUGUUGUCUGUCCGUCCAUCGCACGCAACAACAUCAACACUAAAACAGCCUGCAAGAAGCCAGACACCGACUCUACAGUACUAAAGGGACCCAAGACAAUACCAAAGGCAGCGUCUCCUCCCCCUACGGGGAAUGGCGAGGUUAAGGGGGCAGCGCCCACCCAAAAUAAAGGCAAAGUGGAAACAAUUUUUUUUUUGUUUAUUCAUAUAUAUUUGGUUCAGAUAUUUUUGUAAAUGAGUCGAAUCAAAGAGAAAAAAAGGUUAACGAUUUCAAAACGAUAUAUAUUUUUCAUGGAUGGUUGACCCGUAGCUAUGGCAACAGAGAAGUACCUUUUCUCCCCGUUACCAUGGCGACAUCAAUCUCAUCUGUAAAUUUUUAUCCAACCGUUUUUUACUUUUUUUGCUUAAUUUUCACGUUAUCAUCGCUAUCUUCGAACUAAAACUAUACUUUUUCUAGUUUAUUUCUAGAAUAUAAGUUUUUUCCCUAAAUUUCCUGUCAUUAAGAUAUAAUUGAUUAAAGUUUAAAGUAAAUAUUAUC